Molecule: messenger RNA, 4196 nt
Organism: Polistes canadensis
Lineage: Eukaryota; Metazoa; Arthropoda; Insecta; Hymenoptera; Vespidae
Product: condensin-2 complex subunit D3-like
Exons: 3
Coding region: 264-4094 (1276 amino acids)
Biological process (GO): meiotic chromosome condensation; mitotic chromosome condensation
Cellular component (GO): condensed chromosome, centromeric region
Molecular function (GO): histone binding
Source: RefSeq, a predicted model, not a curated record
UUCCCUCCUUUAGGUGAAUGAUAUCAUUUAUUCCAGCGGCAACUGUAUUUUAAACGAAAUGUUAUAUCACAUGUAUUUAAUAAAUAUCAGUUUUUGUGAUAUCAAUUGGGACAGGAUCAUAUAUUCAUUAUCUAUAGGUGUUCAAAGAAUGAUAACUUGAAGACUAAGUUUGCUUUAUCGAAAAAUGAUAGAUUAAGGUUAUCUUCUCAUAUUAUACUUGGUUUAUAAAUAGUCAUAUAAAACAAUUUUGGUUUAUUAAUUCUAUGAUGGAGCUUCUACAAAUUUUUAACAAUUUUAAAUUGCAUGAUUUGAACGAUAAGUGGGUAAAUACUGUGUGGAAUUCACAAUUCUUAACCUGCGAAGAACCACCUCAGGAUGAUUAUUUUCUUUUUAUUAAAAGCGAGGAUAUGGACCUAUUAUUACAAAACACAUGUGAAAUUGUCAAAGAUUGGCUUGCUGAAAUUGAUACUUCCAAAGAAUACAAUAAUGAAGAAGAAGAGAUUUCUUGGGGUGCAUUAGUAAGUUUGAAUAUAAAUGUGCAUGCUUUGUUAUCGGUUUUAUACUAUAUAAUCAAAUCUGGACAACAUGACAAAGCUAGCAAAACAAGUAAGCAAACUUGUUUAAAUGCUACAAGUUUAUAUUUCAUGUUAUUAGCCAUACCUGGAAGUCAUGCUUUUAAUAUAUUUCAUCCAAAUCUAUAUGAAAAAGCAAUUGAAUCUUUGAAGUUAUGCAAGUACCUAAUUCCAAUGAAUAGAAAAGAAAAUAAAACUGUUAAUUUAGAAUGUAUGGAUAUUAGCGAAGAUGAAUCAAGAGAUCAUGUUUAUGUUUAUUCACUCUCUGAAAAGAUUUUACUGAUGGAAGGUCUGGAAAGUAUUUUGUCAGAUUUCAUUGCAAUGAUCAAGUUAUUUUCAUUUCGAGCUUAUUCAGAUUCAUUAGAUAUUACUAUCUUCAUAUUACUUGAAGUUAUUGAUGUUAAUCAGUUUGAAUGUCAAAAGACAGGAAAUAGCUUGUUUUGUAAUGCUUAUACAGCUCUUUAUGAAUUAUGUGAUAAUAAACACGGACCUAUCAAUUCAACUAUUAUGAUAAUAGUAAAAUAUAUACAUCCUCAUUUUCUCUUUAAUAAUCACAAUGAUCAUCAAAUAAAAUUAAUGUCAAAUAUGCAUGAAUUAACAAUAGAUUUAUUAAGAAAAUUAUUAGAUACUUAUGAAAAAGAAGCUAAGAUUGCUUUAAUGACAUUGAUACAAUAUAUUAUGGUUAAAUGUCCAGAACGACAAGAAGCUCGUCAAAAGCAAGUCACAGUAUUGUUAAAACUUCUUACGAUAUGCAAAGGAGACAUCAUUGUGUAUAUUAUUAAUGAUAUAAUAUCCCUUUCACAUCAUACGAAAGUAUCCUGUAGGGUUUUUGCUCAAGAGAUCAUUGGAAAACUUUUACUAGAAUCUAAUUUAAGUAACUACAAUUUAAUAGAAUCUUUUCAACAAAAGAAAAUAAUAAAAGCAUUGAUUGCUACAACAUUGAGUAGAUGUAUUGAUUCUUCUAAUAUAGUAAGAAGUAAAGCUAUGGCAAUAAUUGCAGAGUUUACGGACACACAAAAUAAUAUCACUGAUAUGAUUGUAGAAGACACAUCUAAAGUAUCAUGCUCAGAUGAAACACUUCCUUUACUUGAUGAAUUAAAAAAAAUGUUAAUAAAAGAUGUUAAUCCAAUAGGAUUGAAUGUAGUAUUCAUUAUGUUAAUAGAUCGAGUGGAAGACGAAAGAGCAUUAAUAAGAAAAAGUGCACUACAAAUUUUAAAAAAUUUGACUAUUAAGUUUCCCAUACUGAUAUGUCAAGUUGCUCCUAUAAUUGGUCGUCGUUGCAGAGACCCUGUAAUGACUGUACGUUGUUUUGCUAUACAUACAUUAUCUGUUAUUUUAAAAUAUUUUCCUAGUGAUUCACAAAUUCUUAACGAGUGGAUAGAAACAGUAUUACCACAAAUAUUUGAUACUGAAAUUAAAGUACAAGAAAAAGCACUAGAAUCUUUCCAAGACUUACUAAUAAGUAAGGUAACAAAUCAUUCCAAUUAUAUUGAUAAUGCAAUAAGCAGUUUACCAUGGAGAAUCGUGGGUAAAUUAAUUGACAUGAAAAUGAUAAAACAUUUAUCAAGAGCUUGUGAAAUAUGGAUUAAAAAUAAUCUCAUAAAUAACUCUUUAAUCACAGAUAUACAAUCACAUAUUGGAUCAACAAAUGAUACAUCUGCAUGGGUUCUUUUAACAGCAAUAUCUAAAAGCAUGAAAUUACCAAAUUUGGAUAAAUAUAUUGGCAAUUGUAAGGAUUUUAUAGAAAAAAAUAAUUAUAAUACAAAUUUAAUUUUACAAAUAUUGAAAAAUUCUUGGUCGUCUUUAAGUAAAGACGACAUGAAGGAUUUGUAUGAAUAUCUUUAUAAAUGCCUUCGUGAAUUUAAAAUUCAUUUUAGUUUAAUCAGUAUUUGUCUUGAUAUCAUUGGUGGAAUAAUAAAAAAAUUGCAUCCUGACGAUAAUAACCAAUUAAUGCAAUCGAAUAUGAUGGAAUUAAUGGAAAUAUCAGAAUUACAAAUAGAGAAAAUAUUUAAAAAUAAUAAUAGAACAAUUAUAGAUACAUCACAUUUCAUAAAAGCUAUGUCUACAUUAGGACAUACUGCAUUUUCAUGUACUAAUAAACUUUCAUCAUCUACUUUACGUAUUUUGGAAGGCAUAUUACUUGAAUCAGAAACAUUACCAGAUUCAAUAAAGGAAGUAAAAGAAUUACAUGCUUUUGCUGUGGUUGUACUUGGACAACAUGCAAUCAGGGAUCAUAAGAUAGCGCAAGAGGUAAUACCAAUUUUAGGUAGACUCUUACGUACAAAUAUAAAUCACAACUCAAGCACAGAAAUAGCAAUAAAGGUGAAUGCUGCAAAAGCUUUAGCAGAUCUUUGUAUUAGGUUCACUACAUUAGUUGAACCUUAUUUGUCAGAUAUGUGUAUUUGUAUGAAAGAUAAAAAUUCUAUAUUAAGAGAAGCUAUUGUUGUAAUAUUUAUAAAAUUAUUGUUAGAAGAUUUUAUAAAAGUAAAAGGACCAUUCUUUUUCCAUAUAUUAACCAUGCUAUUUGACCCAGAUAAAAUGAUACGAGAGUUAACUAUUUUUUUAAUUGAAGAAAGACUUUUAAGAAAGAAUAAAGUAUUAAUUUCACAAAAGUUUUUGGAAAGCAUAUUUCAUUAUAAUAAUUAUCAAUUUAAGCACAAAUUAUAUAAUCGUAAAAUGCGAAAGGAAGAAAAAGAAAUUUUAACAUUUCCUGGAAAUAAAAAUCAUAGUAACAGAGCAAUUAUUUAUAAUUUUAUGAUAGAGCAUUUAGAUCCUCCUGAAAAAAUAAAAUUACUUGUAAAACUAACUACACAAAUACUAGGUAGAGUUUUUAAUGGUGCAAUUAAUGUUACAAGUGAAGAAGGAGCAUGUGUCUUAAAAGACACAUUAUAUAUACUUAAUAAUGAGCGUUUACAACUAUUUCUAUCAUCUAAUAAACAUGCUAUAAAUUCUCAAGAUCCAGAAGAUUUCAUAAAUCCAUCAGAUGUAUUAACUACUAAUGCAAUAACUAUAAUUAUAGAAGGAAUGAAAAGGCAUGGUUUAGAUAUAUUACUGCCAACAUUAUUAAAAGUUAAAGAAAAAUUAGAAAUUUUAAAAUCACCCUUAAAACAUGAUCUAAUGAGAUUUGUUUUUAGAAUGUAUACAAUUUAUAGCAAAGAACAACUUACAAAUUUGUUAAAUGAAUAUCCACAAUUGGAAGAAGAAAUGGAUCAAUACAAAAAAAAUGUUGAUAAAGAUGUAAACAUGGAGACUAAUAAUGUUGAAAUAUAUGAAAAUUUGGCAUCGCAUAAGAAUGGUACUCAGAAUCUUAAAACCAAUAUACAACUUUCGAUUUGUAAUCGUAUACCUAAAGUUAUUUUACAUCGUAUUUCACCAGCGGCCCUUAAAAGAAGCCAAGAAUCUAAUCCAAGUACAAGUACACCCAAAUUAUCUGACAGAAGUUCCAAUCAUAAACGUAGUUGUAUAUCACCAAUUAAAUGUACUAAAAAAAUCUCAUUCUCAGGAGAUAGUAUUAAAUCAUAAAGUUAUAAAAAAUAAUACAGAGCGAAUUGAAAAUGAUAAUAAUUCUGAAUAACUAAAAAAAUAAAUUUUAUGUUUAAUAAGAGAUGUGGUAAUAACAAAAAA